UAAAAUGAAGUGUGUGAUAAGUCGGAAAUAUGUAUGAAGAGCGGAACUGUACAAUUGGACAGCUCGACACUUGAGAAGUUUCCUCUGUAUUUUUCGACGUCCGACAAAACACACCGCGUACAUGCCGUUAUAUAUCAUCUGUAUAUAUAUUUACUUCCCUUCCCUAAAAAAAAAUCAAUGGAAAAGACUUCAUCAACAAGAAAAAACCCCACACGCUUCUAUUUUUAAUUCCUCAUACCACAUUAUAUUACUUCCUAUAUUUUAUUAUAUUAUAUAUAAACACACACACCACACACAUAGUGAAAGUGUGGGUCUUCGUUCAAUCGUCAUCAACAAAAGGUGCAAACGAGCAACUUUUGUUUGUACCCUUGUUGUUAUAGCUAAUCUUACUCUAGUUUGUGCUUCUUGCUGCUUUCUUUAAGCAUCACAGCUAGUUAAAUAAGAAAAGCAUGGGUAAGAAAAUGGACGCUUUGCUCGGCAGAAGCUUCAAAACCUCCAAACUCAAAUCCACGGCGGCUCUGGCCGUUUCCCGCCUCUCCGUCCUCAAGAACCAGCGCCAGGCGAGGUGUUCCGUUGUUCGCUCCGACGUCGUCGAGUUCCUUAAAACCUCCAACCAUGAUAGAGCUCUUCUAAGGGUGGAGCAAGUGAUGAAGGAGCAGAAUAUGUUGGAUGUGUUUGUUGUGUUGGAAGGCUAUUGCCAUCUUCUUAUUGAGAGGGUUCAUCUUUUUGAACAUGAAAAAGUUUGCCCUGAGGAGUUGAGAGAAGCUGUAUCAACUUUGAUUUUCGCAUCCACUAGAUGCGGCGAAUUCCCUGAACUUCAAGAGAUUCGUGCCAUUUUCGCCUCCCGUUUCGGUAAAGAAUUCGCUUCUCGAGCUGUCGAAUUACGCAAUCAUUGUGGCGUUAACCCUAAGAUCAUACAAAAGCUGUCUACUAGAAUGCCGACAUUGGAGGACAAAACGAAGGUGCUCAAAGAAAUCGCUUCGGACAACAACAUUGAUCUUCACUUAGAUCACGAAUCGGAAACCACAGCGGAAAACAAGGAGGAAUAUUCUCAGCACAAGAGUACUAGCCCGUCAUCGGGACAACUACUUUUCGAUAUUCCCGUAGUACAUUCUGAGGGAUCAGAAAGAGGUAGUGUGGGAAGAAAAUACAAGGAUGUGGCUGAUGCAGCACAAGCAGCUUUCGAAUCAGCCGCCUACGCGGCGGCAGCCGCCAGAGCCGCGGUGGAACUGUCUCGAUCUGAAUCCACCGACCCUCCCAAUCACCGCCCCGGAAAAUUGUCCACCGCCGCUAGUUUUGAGGAGGGGCGUCUGGUGGAAACUGAAAUCAAGUACGAGAAAAUUCAUCCGGUUUUGAACACCAAUAAUAAAAGAUCGUUCUCCGAUGAUAAUGUGAAGGGAGAUAAUGUAUCUUCCGACGAGGAGGGAGAGAUUAUAAAGCGAAGAGACGGAGGCAUACAUUUCGACGAAAGUGAUCAUGAAGACGAGCAGAAAAGCAGCUCGAUUAAUCAGGAUAAUAUUAAUAAUAAUAAUCCUGCAGCAUUUGGUGUUGAGCCUUUGAACUUCAAUAGGAGGCCAAUCUCCGUGAGGAACAGACGAUCAAGCGGACGGUGAUCGAAUAUUACGUAAUUUCGGAAUAUACCGAGUUUUCUUUUUCUUCUUGUAAUAUAUAUAUAUAUAU
This is a messenger RNA of Erythranthe guttata (spotted monkey flower), 1680 nucleotides long. RefSeq names its product Regulator of Vps4 activity in the MVB pathway protein. The record is from RefSeq and is a predicted model, not a curated record. NCBI's taxonomy places the organism in Eukaryota, Viridiplantae, Streptophyta, Magnoliopsida, Lamiales, Phrymaceae. Gene Ontology annotation, biological process: protein transport.